Notothenia coriiceps (black rockcod) is the source of this 351-nucleotide messenger RNA. RefSeq names its product succinyl-CoA ligase [ADP-forming] subunit beta, mitochondrial-like. Gene Ontology annotation, molecular function: succinate-CoA ligase (ADP-forming) activity. Bases 16 to 351 code for a protein of 111 amino acids. The transcript has 2 exons. Gene Ontology annotation, biological process: succinyl-CoA metabolic process; tricarboxylic acid cycle. Gene Ontology annotation, cellular component: mitochondrion; succinate-CoA ligase complex. Lineage: Eukaryota; Metazoa; Chordata; Actinopteri; Perciformes; Nototheniidae. The record is from RefSeq and is a predicted model, not a curated record.
UGUGUGUUCUCAGUGAUGUGCAUGGACGCUAAGAUCAACUUCGACUCGAACGCAGAGUACCGUCAGAAGAAGGUGUUCGCGAUGCAGGACUGGACUCAAGAAGAUCCAAGAGACCAUCAGGCAGCCAAAGCUGAUCUGAACUACAUCGGACUGGAUGGAUCCAUCGGGUGUCUGGUGAACGGAGCAGGAUUGGCGAUGGCCACCAUGGACAUCAUCAAGCUGCACGGAGGCACACCUGCCAACUUCCUGGAUGUUGGGGGCGGAGCCACAGCUCAUCAGGUGACCGAGGCCUUCAAGCUCAUCACCUCCGACAGGAAGGUAAGUGGGGAGGAAGUUAUUCAGAGAAACUGA